CGUGGGCUCAGGAUCCUGCUAGCUGGUGUCCAGCGCAGAGCGCGAGAUCCGGCUCGGGGAGGGAUGGAGGCGGGCGGAUUGGCGGACUCGCUCCUUUCCGGAGCUUGCGUGCUCUUCACCCUCGGCAUGUUCUCCACCGGCCUCUCGGACCUCAAGCACAUGCGGAUGACCCGGAGCGUGGACAGUGUCCAGUUCCUGCCCUUUCUCACCACGGAUGCCAACAAUCUGGGCUGGCUGAGUUAUGGGGCCUUGAAGGGAAACGGGACGCUAAUCGUCGUCAAUGCUGUGGGUGCUGUGCUUCAGACCCUGUAUAUCUUGGUGUAUCUGCACUACUGCCAUCGGAAGGGUGCUGUGCUCCUUCAGACUGCAACCCUGCUGGUGGUCCUUGUCCUGGGUUUUGGCUACUUUUGUCUCCUGGUGCCUGACCUUGAGACCCGGCUGCAGCAGUUGGGCCUCUUCUGCAGUAUCUUCACCAUCAGUAUGUACCUCUCACCACUAGCGGACUUGGCCAAAGUCAUUCAGUCUAAAUCAACCCAGCGCCUCUCCUUUUCACUCACCAUUGCCACCCUCCUCACCUCUGCCUCCUGGACCCUCUACGGGUUUCGAAUAGAAGAUCCCUACAUUGUGGUGCCCAACCUUCCAGGAAUCCUCACCAGCCUCAUUCGCCUCUGGCUUUUCUGGAAGUACCCUCAGGAGCAAGACAGGAACUAUCAGCUUCUGCAAACCUGAGGGAGUUCAUCUGACUGCUGGGCACCUUAAUGCCAACCUGUGGCCAAAGACACCUGCUUGUUUCAGCUGUUCCUGUUGAUCGCUCCACAGAUGCAGUGGGUUUUGGUAAAGGAAAAGGGACAGCUUUGAAAAUUCAGGGACUAAAGAAAGAGCUUUACUUAGAAGACUGGAACUGGGAGAUGAAUCACUUUUUGUUUUGUUUUCCCCCAAGAUUUCAUUUUUUAAUUUUGGAGGUGGGGGUGAAAUCUUUAGAAUGUGCCUUAAAAUAAAUUGUUCCCUACCCCUGCC
Phacochoerus africanus (Common warthog) is the source of this 1017-nucleotide messenger RNA. It is a transcript of the gene SLC50A1, whose product is annotated as solute carrier family 50 member 1. Lineage: Eukaryota; Metazoa; Chordata; Mammalia; Artiodactyla; Suidae. Gene Ontology annotation, biological process: carbohydrate transport. Gene Ontology annotation, cellular component: membrane. The record is from RefSeq and is a predicted model, not a curated record. Gene Ontology annotation, molecular function: sugar transmembrane transporter activity.